AUGAAUUUUAUCAAAACAGCUAUUUGGGGGGUGGAUCCUAAAGAGCAGCAUAAGAAAUUGAAGGCAAUCCUUCGUAAGAAUCAGCGAGAAAUCGAUAAGUCAUUGCACACAUUGAAGGCGCUACAAAGUAAAACUCAAAAUCUGGUUAAAAAGUCCGCAAAAGCUAAUGAUAUCACAACAGUCCGCAUAUAUGCUAAAGAAUUGUACCAAAUAAACAGCCAAUACAACCGGAUGUACACUUCGAAAGCGCAAUUACAGUCGGUAGGUAUGAAAAUUGAAGAAGCUUUUCAGAUGAAUAGACUACAAGAUACUAUGGCACAAAGUACGGAGUUAAUGAUGGAGGUCAAUUCAUUACUUAGCGUACCGCAACUACGCAAUACAAUGAUUGAACUAGAGAGGGAACUAAUGAAAUCUGGCAUUAUUAGUGACAUGAUGGACGAAUCUAUGGAAACGCUUGAUAAUGAGAUAGAUGAUGAAGAAGUCAAUGAACAGGUGAACCAGAUAGUGGCACAAUAUACAAAUGAUAAAUUUAAUGUAAUUGACAACGUACCUACGACACAAUUAUCCCGGCAACCCUCUGAAGUGUCCGAGGAAAUUGUACCUGAAGAUAAAGUUGCGGAUGAAACUGAAAACAUGCUAAAAGAAAUGAGAGAAAGAUUGAAUGCCUUACAAAGCUAA
This is a messenger RNA of Eremothecium sinecaudum, 678 nucleotides long. It is a transcript of the gene VPS24, whose product is annotated as ESCRT-III subunit protein VPS24. The transcript has a single exon. NCBI's taxonomy places the organism in Eukaryota, Fungi, Ascomycota, Saccharomycetes, Saccharomycetales, Saccharomycetaceae. Gene Ontology annotation, biological process: protein transport; late endosome to vacuole transport; endosome transport via multivesicular body sorting pathway. Bases 1 to 678 code for a protein of 225 amino acids. Gene Ontology annotation, cellular component: multivesicular body; ESCRT III complex. The record is from RefSeq and is a predicted model, not a curated record.